AUGCGCCCAGUAACCGCCUUCGCGACUUGGUGCUUCUGCGUAGCCCCGGUCCUAGCGGCUACGACUGGGACGGUGACACCCUUCAUUCCACCUGCGGUCCCGCUCGCUGUCCGAUCCCCUUACCUAUCGGUAUGGCUCAAUCAAGGCGGCACAGGCGUCGCUUUGAACGAUGCCUGGCCCUCUUUCUGGACCGCCGGCAGUGUGAGUAGGUGGGCAGGCUUAGCCAAAGUAGAUGGGGUAGCCUACAGCUGGAUGGGAGCACCUGAUGGACUGCCAGCCGGAGCGAACUUCACAAAGGCUACGCAAAAGAGCCUUGAUAUCACAUCCACCCAAAGUAUCUUUGUGAUGACGGCCGGCCCAGUCGACCUUACUGUCACAUUCCUCAGCCCCGUUGAGCCCGCCGAUUUUGUGAACCAGUCAAUCCCGUUCUCAUACCUCGCUGUAUCGGCUGCUUCGAACGAUGGCAAAGGUCACAGCGUCCAGAUAUAUUCCGAUAUCAGUGCGGAAUGGAUCACCGGCGACAAUAACCAAGAAGCUCGUUGGAGUAUGACUACGGGGAACAUUACCACACACAGCAUUUCCUUGGCCGUGCCGCAUUCAUACACGGAAGUUAAUGAUCGUAUGCAGGACGGUUUUGCCUACUAUUCCACUUUGACCAUCGACGGCACAACAUAUCGGUCAGGCCAGGAUACAGUUGUCCGAUCACAGUUCAUCAAUUCCGGAGUACUUGCAAACGUGCAGGACAGCAACUUCCGCGCUGUCUCGGACAACUUGCCUGUGUUUGCGCUCUCUCAUGACCUGGGAAAUGUCGACGCAUUAGUCUCCGCGCCGGUAGUGUUCUCGGUCGGGCACUACCGCGAUCCAGCCGUUCAAUAUAUCAUAGCAAACGGGACGCUUCAACCACGAAGUCUUGCUUUCUUGUCACGAUUCCCGCAAGCCAACACAUUGAUCUCAACAUUUCUCAAUGACUACAACGACGCUUUAGUGCGGGCCAAUGCUUUCGACGCAAAAGUUGCCCAGGAUGCAUCGAAAGUCUCCAGCGACUACGCCUCCAUUGUCGCUCUUUCUAUCAGGCAAACAUUUGGAGCCACCGAGAUUACGCUACCUGGAACAGGCUCGGAGAACUACAACACAUCUGACAUCCUGAUGUUCAUGAAAGAGAUAUCAAGCGACGGUAACAUCAAUACUGUCGACGUCAUCUUUCCAGCAUGGCCGCUCUUUCUCUACACCACUCCUACCCUCGGAAAGCAAUUACUGCUACCGCUUCUUGAGUAUCAAGCUUCGGGUCAAUAUCCAAAUGCGUGGGCCGUUCAUGAUAUGGGCAAUCAAUAUCCUAAUGCGACAGGUCACAACGAAGGCAAAGAUCCGUCAGAGACCGGCAACAUGCUCAUCAUGGCGUUGAGCUACACCCAGAGGACUAACGACACAUCGCUGGUUGAAACAUACUACGAUGUCCUCGACAAUUGGGCUCAGUAUCUCGUGCAGAACGCACUCACGCCAGCGAACCAGUUCAGUACCGACAACUUCGCGGGCGAACUCGCCAACCAGACGAAUCUUGCUAUCAAGGGCAUUAUUGGGAUCAAGGCCAUGUCUGAGAUUGCGGCUAUCAUGGGCAAUACAGGCUCGAGCUACGGCACCGUAGCGUCGCAGUACGCUCAGCAAUGGGAGAAGCUAGCUAUGGCUGCCGAUGGCACGCACCUGUCUCUGACUGUGAGUUUCCAUAUGCCCUGGGGCCUUGCAUACAACAUGUAUGCCGACAAAUUGCUUGGCACGAACAUCUUCCCGCAGUCUGUAUACGACUUGCGCAAGUCCUUUUAUCUCCUGAUAAUAUAUCAGCGAUAUUCCCGGAGACGCUUCGCUCGUAUGGCUUACCCGUUAUCGACAGGCUGGCAAAUGUUCACUGCAGCUACCCUUUCCGACAACGUUGUCCGUGACCUGUUGAUCGGCGCUGUUCGCAAGUAUGCCGCGGCUGGGAAUACUUCCCAACCAUUCGGCGACUGGUACGACACUAUAGAGGCCUCAUCCAUCGGCCCGCGCGCGCAGGGGACCGUUGGUAGCCACCUCGCACUGGUAUGA
Messenger RNA from Trametes versicolor FP-101664 SS1, 2076 nucleotides. Its product is annotated as DUF1793-domain-containing protein. The transcript is spliced from 15 exons. Gene Ontology annotation, biological process: carbohydrate metabolic process. The record is from RefSeq and is a predicted model, not a curated record. NCBI's taxonomy places the organism in Eukaryota, Fungi, Basidiomycota, Agaricomycetes, Polyporales, Polyporaceae. Bases 1 to 2076 code for a protein of 691 amino acids.